AAGCUAAGCAGAGGCAUCACUAAAAUUCUCUGUAAAUUUCCAUAACUUUCCAAACUUUCUUGUGCUCUGAAAGAAGCGCAAAGGAAAGGGACGAGUUUAUUGGCAAUAAACAGGGGAUGCUCGUUGAAAUUUUGUAUGAAUUUAUGUGAUAUAAGUAGUGAAAUUUUAGCAACGGAUCCUGAAAAAUGUCGUCGCCGGAUAGCACGGUCAUUUUUGCUAAACUAGAAGCACUCAAGGAUAUUAGGUCAAAAACACUGCAACUUGAAAAAAUGAAGCAAAGAAUCAUUCAAGAGGUGGAGCAGACAGAACAGGAGGAAAAGUGCUUGACAGAAUAUAAGCAGGAAAUGGAGCUCUUAAUGCAAGAAAAGAUGGCACACGUCGAAGAACUCCGACAAAUUCAUGCCGACAUCAACGCGAUGGAAACAGUUAUAAAGCAAGCUGAAGAUGCUCGCAACAGAGCUAGAGAAACAGCAAAAUUAAUCCAUAACAAUGACUACCAACCGCUAAAGCACGACAUCGAUAGAAUGCGUAGAGAAUACUUGGGACUUGAGAGACUACCAGAGCUCUAUGAAACGGAAUCAGAUCUUAUUUCACCUGAACGGUUUGCUCGUAGCUAUUUUGACCGCCCCCUGCAAAAGGCAGAGUGGCGAGUUGAGGUGAGGGGUGAUGAUUUGAUGCCUCCGUUGAGCUUACACCCCCAUCCCAGCCACCAAGGAGGUCCAACUCCGUUUUUAGCUCCACAACCACUGCAGGGUCCUAGUAAACCAGAGCCUAGGCCUUUGCCUCCAGCCCCUGGGCCCCCAGCUCCAACAUUCAGGUACCACUGGCAACAACCUCCACCAAUGAAAUCGUGUCUGUCCUGUCAUCAACAAAUUCAUCGAAAUGCACCGAUUUGUCCUUUAUGUAAAGCUAAAUCACGUUCACGUAAUCCUAAGAAGCCUAAGAAAAAAGACUAACGUGUAGGUUGAGUUCAUCAUUAGCUUUUGAUCCUACAGCCUGCAAGCAUCAUUUCGAGGAAAUAUAAUCACUUCAUAAUAGUUAUUUUCGUCGCAAGUGCGCAUAAAAUAGGUAUUUCUUCUUUUAUUUCUAAACUCACACAAGUCAAGAAAUCCUUGUAUGCGCCCAUGCAACGGGUUCUACCUUCUGUGCUACCCUUGUCAAAAACUACAAAGUAGUCGAAUUGUCGACUGAGGUAGCACAGAAUAAAAUUUCAAAAAUAAAUUUUUCUUUAAAUCGCUGAUCCAGUUUCGAACCUGUGUUUUAAAUAACCGAGCUUAUGAAUAUAACUACAGUAUUUUAAUUUACUAUGAACUUCAUUAUUUGGUCGAAUUCACAUUUACACAAAUGUAAGGUGAGUCAGUCAAACUCCAGGAAUCUGUGGAGCUUAGUUGAUCAAUGGAUGCUGUAGAGACAGACCACA
This is a messenger RNA of Diprion similis, 1420 nucleotides long. RefSeq names its product zinc finger C4H2 domain-containing protein. Gene Ontology annotation, cellular component: nucleus. Gene Ontology annotation, biological process: positive regulation of neuron differentiation. The coding region runs from base 186 to 956 and encodes 256 amino acids. The record is from RefSeq and is a predicted model, not a curated record. The transcript is spliced from 5 exons. NCBI's taxonomy places the organism in Eukaryota, Metazoa, Arthropoda, Insecta, Hymenoptera, Diprionidae.